UCGAAUGUUAUGGAAAUCGAUGGUGUUGCUUUCCACUUAUAAAUAAAUAAAUGAUUGAAAUCAAAGCCAAAUUGUUGCGUGCCGACUCGGCCAUUUAUGCAACUGGGGAAAGAGUUGAAUGCCUAAUUGAGUUCACCCACAAGGUAUUUCCGGAUGAGCAGGGUUCAACGAAAAACCGAAAUGCCAACGAAGCAAGCCAGGAAAAUCUUGCGUGGGCCUCGGCGCAGCUCCAUUGCUACCGGAAAACGAGCUACACCACCUCCUCGACGGACAGAACCGCCGAACUUACGGAGAUGAUCGGGCGCACCGCCCUGGAUGCGGUGACCCAGGCGCCCGGGGAAGUCAUAGUAGCCACCAAGCCGAAGAUCCUGUUUUGCGACCUGCGCCUGCAGCCCGGAGAGACCAAGAUUUAUUUUUUCAAUGAAUUCGUGCCCCGCGAUGGUCCACCCACUUACAGAGGUCACGAUAUUCGCUAUUUCUACAAGAUCACCAUAGCUACGCAGCGUGUCAAGUCUAAGGUGCAGACGCUGACUGUGCCCAUACGAGUCCUGCCGAUUCCGGUCAUCGCUCGGCCUGAUGAGCUGCCCGUGACUGUCGAAACUAAUGAAGAACUGGCGCCCACAAAUCCCUUCCUGGAGAAACGGGAAAUCAGUGAGCUGGAGAUCUCCUGGCACCAUCUAAAAAAUGUAACCGCCCGUCGGGCGCCCAAGUUCUAUCGCAUUUCCAACAAGCGCGGAUUCGUGGGCCGUUUCUGCUUAUUUAAGCAAGCAUACAAACUGGGUGAAGACAUUGUGGGCAGCCUGGACUUCAGUCAGUGCCAAGUGCGCUGCGUCCAGUUCUCGGUAAAGCUGCAGCAGCAGGAACUGCCCCUCCGCCCGCAGCCAGUUCAGAGUCAGAGCCACCACCUGCAAUCCCAAUCCUCUGUCGGGGAUGACGUCUCCUCGAUUAACUCCUUUGACAUGGCCAGCAUAGCCAGCGGAGUGGUAGCUGAUAAUCUGCAUAAGUCGGCCACGUCAGGUAGCGCACGGGAUAAAGAGUCGUCGGCACCAACGGGCAAACUGAUGACCAUCUCAACAACUCACCAAGUGUGCUAUGCCACGCUCCAAACGCAGGUAGUGGUGCCCAUCCCACUGCACGUGACUCCCACUUUCCGCACGGAUCUCGUUGAUGUGCGGUGGCGAUUGCAUUUUGAGUUCGUCACUACCACGAUGAUGGACUUUGGCAGACCGAACCCGGAAUCCGGGGAGCUGAAGGCCCCAUCCGAGAUGCCGGUAGAGACGAUGGUGUGGAAUCUUCCUGUGACCAUAUAUGCGGCCAACCCACUACAGAUAUACGCACCCAACCAGACAUUUAGUCUUCUCAUCAAGUAAUUGCCAAGCACAUUCCUUUCGCAAUUUGAAAAAAGUGUCAAAAUUGAAGUUA
Messenger RNA from Drosophila serrata, 1422 nucleotides. RefSeq names its product RAB6A-GEF complex partner protein 2. NCBI's taxonomy places the organism in Eukaryota, Metazoa, Arthropoda, Insecta, Diptera, Drosophilidae. The record is from RefSeq and is a predicted model, not a curated record.